AAGAGUUGGCCCGGAAGUGGAUGUGGUGUCGGGUCAGGCACGUUUUCCCCGUGCUGCAUGUUGUGGUGAUGGUGGUCGGAGUGAUGGCCGGAGGGAAGAUGAAGCUCCCAGCUGAGGCGGCGGAGUCGGGACGUCCCACCGGCGUCCUGCAGCGGAACCGGCAGUUCCUGGACUUCUUCUGGGACCUGGCCAAGCCCGAGCAGGAGACGCGGCUGGCGGCCGUGGAGCAGCUCAUCCGGUACCUGGAGCACAGCGACCAGGCGGACGAGCUGGAGUACACCCUGAAGAGGCUGCUGGAGGGCCUGGCUCACACCCGGGAGGCGGCGCGGCCCGGGUUCAGCCUGGCUCUGGGACAGCUCCUGAACAAGUUUGAGGACAUCGCUCUGCAGACGAUCCUGGACCGAAUCAAGGAGAAGCACGAUGUGAAGAAAGUGAAGAAGAAACUCGUCAGAAACGCUCUGUUUGGGAACUUCUUUGGUGUCCUGGCGCUUCAUCAGUCCAGUCGCCUCUCCAAAGAGCCUCAGGUCGUGUUGGAGUGCAUCAAGCUCCUGCAGAGCCUCUCCCAGCACAGAGAGCACCUGAGGGACCUGCCCAGUAAGACCAUCAUGGACAUCCUCACCGAGAUCCCGGAGGAGGUGUUUGAGGAGGUGCUGCUGGGCGCCCUGCAGACGGACCUGGCCUCGGCCUUCAGCACGCCCGAGCAGCUGCAGCUCCUGCUGGUGGCGCUGCAGCGCUUUCCCCACACCCUCAAACCCAAGAAGCUCAAGAGUCUGCUGGGCUCCUCCACCAUCAUCAACACCGCAAACAUCCCCAAGCUGACGGAGGUGUUGAAGAUGGCGGCCGGCUCGGUGAAGAAGGAGUGCAUCCUGCCGGCGGUGGCCCUGGACCUGCUGAAGCUCUCCCUGAAGGAGGACAGCUUCCAGCUCUUCUGGACCAAGGCCAUCACGCAGGGCAUGCUGAGGGAGCAGCCGGGGCCCACACACUACCUGAGCUUCCGGCUGCUGGGCAGCGCCCUGCCCCUCCUGUCUCUGGCCCAGCUCAGAGAGGUUCUGUCUGGGGAGGUGAUGAGGCUCUACGGGGAACACGUGGUGUCCGCUCAGACACCCGACCGCUUCAAACUGGCCCCAGAAAUGGACGCCUACGUGUCGGACUUCCUGCAGGGCUGCCAGGACCCCGACAAGCAGCUGGCAGUGAUGGUGGGUUUCUCCUCGCUGACCAACCAGGGCUACCCGGUGGUGCCGUCGGUGUGGAGGGUGGUGCAGCACCUCCAGCCGGCGGCCCUGCAUCGCUACGUGGAGUGGCUGAAGGCCAUGUUCCUGCAGCCUCAGCUGGAGAACCUCCUGGACUUCAGCACUCGCAAGCAGAAAGACCAGCAGGAAGGAAGGGAACAGAAGAACGAGUCCAUAUCCCGUCUGAGGAAGUGGAUUGUUGCUCGGCUGAUCUCCGUCGUUGAGAACCAUCAGGUGAAGAAGGAGGAGGAUCUUGUCAUGGACGUGGCCAGGUUUGUCUUUUUCCACGCCUUCUUCCACGCCAAGAAGGCCACUCCGGACAUCCCAGAGUCGGAGGGGAAACUGUCUGUGCCGCUGGAAGAUAAAACCAGAGUCAUCCUCAUUGGUUCCUUCUUUGGGCUGCUGCAGGCCAUGCACCACAUGCCCGUCCUCAGCGAGUCGGCCGAGGUGGCGCCCGUCAGCCAGAGGCACGCCGUGGGUGUGACGGCUGAUGGCACCAUGUGGAUCUACUGCCUCGUCCAGUACGCACAGGUUCUGCUCAACCAGCCCAAAUACGUCCAGAGCGCUCAGCCUUUCAGCCCGGAGCAGAGACAGGCCUGGGACAGCAUGCUCGAGUCCGUGGCCAGCCUCAUGAAGAAAGCCAAGAAACGCCCGACGGCAGAGAUCAACGCGUUCCAGCAGCUCUUCCUGUUGGUUGGCAUGCACCUCUUCAAGGCCCCCACAGAGCUGGUGGACGUCAUGAACGACCUCCAGAACUGCAUGGAGAAAUCCCAGGAGAAGAAGGCCAAGAAGACAAAGAAGCAACAAGCCGCGCAGGAGGAUGAGCCGCACUGGGUGGAGGUGAUGGUGGACCUCCUGUUGUCCCUGCUGUCCCAGCCCAGCCGACACAUCAGGCAGGUCUGCAGGACCGUCUUCUCCUCCAUCUGCCCCCACGUCACCGCCACCGCCCUCACAGCUAUCCUGGACGUUCUUGACCCAGACAAGGACGAGGAGGAGAGCGCCAUGGUGGUCACUGACGACAAGGACGCUGACCAAACCCUGAAGGAAGACAAGAACCCUGAGGAGGAACAGGAUGAGGACAUGGAGGAGGAAAUGUCUGAUGGAGCAGAUGAUGACUCCAGUAAAGAUGAAGAUGAUGAGUCAAUGGAGGAGGAGGAGGAAGAGGAGGAGGAGGAGUUGGAUCCGAACUUCCGUGUCGAGCUGAUGAAGGUCUUACAGAAGCAGAACGCCUUGGCCACAGAGGAGGAUGGCAGUGAUGAUGAGGAUUUGGACGAUGAAGCCAUGAUGAAGCUGGACAAGAGCCUGGCAGCUCUCUUCUCCGAGCAGAAGAAAAAGACCCAGGCCAAGAAAGACGAAAAGACCAGACUGCACAAAGAGAAGGUGCUGGUGCGCGAAUUCAAGAUCAAGGUCCUGGACCUGGUGGAGGUGUUUGUGGCCCGACAGGCCGGCAGUCCUCUGAUCCUGGGUUUGGUGGAGCCUCUGCUGACCGUCAUUGAAAGAGGGAUGAGCUCCGACAGCGACCAGCAGGAGCAGGACUUCCUCCGCCGAGCCGCAGACAUCUUCAGGAACCAGCUGUGCAGGUCCAAGGUUUACUGCAGGACCGUCGGCGACAGGCAGGGGGAGCUGCACGACCUGCUGGAGAAGCUGAUGUCCCGAGCCCAGAGACUGGCCGACUCGUCAGUCUGCCUCUACUACUUCAGUGCAUCUCUGUACGUGGUCAAAGUGCUGAGAGGAGCUCUUCCUGCUGAGGCCAAAGACGAGCAGAAACCAGACAAACCUGCAGCGGAGGACGUGCGGUUCAUGGGGAACGUGGACGUGGAUCGUGUCUCUGCCGUCUUCAGAGAGGCUCUGAGCUCCUUCAUGAGCCGGAGGAAGAGCCCGCUGACCGCUCAGAUGUUCAGCGACCUGUUCACCAGGUUCCCGGUGCUGUGUGUUAAGCUGGUGGACACAGCAGUGCAGAACAUCACAGCUGGGGUUCGAGAACACCAGCAGGGCCAGGCGUGUGUGCUGGUCCUGCGAGCGCUGCAGAGCAGGGAGGUUCAGCAGCUGCUGGCCGACGCCACGUGGGCGGAGCUCUGUGAGAAGGUCGUAGGUCAGCUGGUGGCGAGUCUGCAGCAGGCGGGUCAGGCUGAGAGAAAGGUGGUCCAGGACAAGGUGGUCAAAUCCUUGGAGCUCUGUCAGUUCCUGGUCAAGCGCAUCCAGCAGCAGAAGCUGCCGGUGGACCUGGAGCCUCUGCAGAAGGUGCUGGAGUCCCUGAGCAACGUCUUCAGCUUCAAGAAGACGGGGCAGCUGGAGGACAGAUACUGGGCUGUGAUGAAACACUUCGGACACACGAGGCCCAAAUCUGAGAAGGUGAAGAAACCCACUGCAGAAGCUGAUCAGCCAGCAGUGACGAAGAAGAAAGGCUUCCUCCCCGAAACGAAAAAGAGGAAAAACCGCAAGAAGCACAAGCCUUUAGAAGCUGCGGCGGAGCAGGCGGCCUCCGCAGACAAACCUGCGGGAGAACCAGGACAAGCCAAGAGGAAGAUGAAGAAAACAAAGAGGAAACAGCCGGGGGGAGGAGAGAUGAGCUCACCGCUCAGCCCAGCCAAGAAGAGCAGGACUUUGCCUGAGAAUAAGGCGGCCAAGAAGAAGAAGAAACAGAAGAAAAUGGCAGAAGGCUCAAAAUAAACUGGACAGUGGUGUGUGUGUGUGUGGCUGUGUGUACGCUUCUUAACUGGGCACAAACACGUUUUAGUUUCCUUCAUUUUUGUUUUUUAUAAGUUGUUAUACUAGAAGCAGUUAUCUGCCAUGUACGUCACUUUUUUACAGAGCUGACAAAACUGUGUGAACGUGUUUCAAGAUCACCUGCUUCUGAGUUAAAACCUGAAGAGCUGGGGUCCAAACGAGGUGUAUUCCCGCUGUACCCAAAUAAACAGGAUUUGUCAUGACAGUGGUGGAUUUCUUCCAGCUUGACUGGACAACACACUUAGGAAGCCCGUUCGGUGCAUAAUUAGCUCUUCCAACAUCAAAUCGUGGUUGAAGAGUUAAAAAUGGUUCUCUAAACAGUUUUCUGAAUAUCCUCGUUUACUGGCUCGGCUUCCCAAGUCCAGCGUGUCAGUGAAAAUGACCUCCCUAAUAAAGUGGGUGGCAAAGGCCCCAGGGAUCUUUGAGGGACUUAUGAGGUCCUCAACUAAAUGAGGAAUAGUAUAAGUACACUUUAAUCAUUUAAAUUAAUGUGAAAUUAUACUAAGACAUUAUAUAAUUAAAGAUAUAAUUAGAGAUGAUCUUAUUUACUUGUCAUCUUUUUUUAAUGAUGCUUUUGCAAGGAGGUCAGUUUACUGGCCAUCUGUUGAUCCAGCAUCACUGACUUAAAUAUAGACUGGUAUUAAUUGUGAAUGUAGUUGUCCUGCAUGCCCCCCACCUCCCCCUUUUCCACUAAUUUGUCUUGUUUUGGUUUUUAUAAUUUUCUUUUUUUUCCCCAAUUUAGAUUUUUUUUUUUUUUGAUAAUUUGCUGAAUGCCCUUUCCCAUGAGCUUCUGAAAGGAAUCAAGUGAAUUUGCUCAGGUUUCAAAGGGUUAAUGUGCUAUGUGUUUAAAUACUGCCAGUCAGAGUUGGUAGACCUGCCCCCUUCAGUGGGGUUCUGGCAGUCAGAGCCCUUUAGUUCUUCAGAUUCAAAGAGGGGACAGAUUAUUUUGUUAGAGGAGAAACUCGACUCACCAGAGUUGCUUUAAACUCCUGUUGGCAUCUUGUUCCUGAUGGCAAUUGUUGGAAAAAAAA
Messenger RNA from Myripristis murdjan (pinecone soldierfish), 4987 nucleotides. It is a transcript of the gene mybbp1a, whose product is annotated as MYB binding protein (P160) 1a. The record is from RefSeq and is a predicted model, not a curated record. Lineage: Eukaryota; Metazoa; Chordata; Actinopteri; Holocentriformes; Holocentridae. The transcript has 27 exons. Bases 21 to 3899 code for a protein of 1292 amino acids. Gene Ontology annotation, molecular function: transcription corepressor activity; sequence-specific DNA binding; transcription factor binding. Gene Ontology annotation, cellular component: nucleolus. Gene Ontology annotation, biological process: regulation of DNA-templated transcription.